AGUAAGUAUUAGUCUGGUCUGAUUACCUAAUCGGAAAACACAUAAAUAAAUAUAAACAGAGAACAGUGAGAACUUAUUUGAGUGGCAAUUAUUUUGUCAUCUACAUGACACAAAUGUAUACCUUGUCAAAUUAUAAGCCCGUCGAAAUCGAUCAAUAUCGGCUCGUCAUUAGUGGCUUAGUGCACACUUGCGCAGACAUUUUACUAUAAUUUAAUUCAAUAUUUACGGUAACUUCUAUUAAAACCAUGGGAGAAAUAUCAUUCGAAACUUCGGCUUAUGCUAAAAUUAUACUACAUGCUGCUAAAUACCCGCAUUGUGCGGUCAACGGGGUACUGUUGGCGGACGCCACUAAAAUUAGGGAUGGAGCUAAGAACCAAGAUGUGGAUAUCGUUGAUACCGUGCCGCUGUUCCACAUCAACCACUAUGUGUCACCGAUGGCAGAAGUAGCGCUGACACAGAUUGAAACUUUAGCUCAGACUAACAACCGCAUAAUAGCAGGCUACUAUGCUGCUUGCGAGAACUUCAAAGAUAAUACCACGGACAAAUGUCCGGGACAAAAGAUUGCAGAGAAAAUAGUUGAGCACUUCCCGUCAGCUGUAUUUGUUGUGAUUGAUAACAGAAAGAUGAUGCAGCAUCUGGUCACGUCUGCUCUGAGAAUGCACACCUUUGUUGAGGGCAAGUGGAAGCCCGUAGAUCAGAACCGGUUUGGUUUCCAUUCCCGAUACGUGUUGGAUACUGUAUCCCAUUUACUGCAGCGAGGUGUGCAGAAGGAUCUCGUCGACUUUGACAACUAUCUAGAUGACGUCACACAAGACUGGACCAAUCUUGGCAUUGAAAAGCUGAUCGCUAGUAUCAACGCUUCUAACACCAUCGAUUGUAAAGAAGAUUAAGUUGCGUAUUCUAGAAAGCAGUAAUAUAUAAUAUCUGCUCACUAUACAGGUAUAUGGCAGUGCACUUGAAAAUAGACUUUUAAACUAUGGUCAUAAUGUCUAUAAAUGUUUGAUCAUCAUUGCCUUACGAAGAUAUAUUUUCUGACUCAGUCAAGCUGUUGUGAGCUUUCGAUCAAUAGAUUAAAAGUCCACUUUUGAGUGAAUCUACUUUAAAGUAAAGGCCAAAGACAGAAUUUACUACUUAUAUAAUCUGUCACUAAGUGCAAUAACAGCAUUUAUAAAUUUUGUAAGUGUAUUCAAUGGUAGAGGAUACUUUUUAUAUCUGCAUUUGUAUGUUCAUAUAAAUAUAAUAUUGGAAUUCAAUGUAUAAUCUGUAGGAGUAUAUUAUACUUACCUAUUUAUUGUCUAUGGGUAGUUUAGUUUAUUAUUUAUUUAAAACUAUUCAUUCCUUACCGUCUUAGUUUAUAAACUACAUAGGAAUAAUAAAAUUAGUUUAGAUGUAACAAUAAAUGCUGAGAGGACACAAUUAAGUUACAAUUUUAAACUCUAUCUUGUAAGCUAUAAAACUCAUUUUACUCUCGCAACUUCUAUGAGUAAUGUGGAAGUGAGAUGGCGAACUACAAUACGUAUAACGGCAUCUCAUUUCCUCAGCGACACAAUAUUCUACGAACUCAUUAUGAUGAGCACAAUAUUAUAAUAAUUCAACCAAUAUUCAUGUAAUCAGUAGCAUUUCAUAGUUUUUUAAACUACAAUAAAACCAUACAUUAUGUAA
This is a messenger RNA of Trichoplusia ni (cabbage looper), 1662 nucleotides long. It is a transcript of the gene EMC8-9, whose product is annotated as ER membrane protein complex subunit 8/9 homolog. The transcript has 4 exons. Lineage: Eukaryota; Metazoa; Arthropoda; Insecta; Lepidoptera; Noctuidae. Gene Ontology annotation, cellular component: EMC complex. The record is from RefSeq and is a predicted model, not a curated record. The coding region runs from base 246 to 890 and encodes 214 amino acids.